Tachyglossus aculeatus (Australian echidna) is the source of this 1219-nucleotide messenger RNA. RefSeq names its product glycosylphosphatidylinositol anchored high density lipoprotein binding protein 1 (gene GPIHBP1). Gene Ontology annotation, molecular function: acetylcholine receptor inhibitor activity. The coding region runs from base 34 to 834 and encodes 266 amino acids. The transcript has 5 exons. The record is from RefSeq and is a predicted model, not a curated record. NCBI's taxonomy places the organism in Eukaryota, Metazoa, Chordata, Mammalia, Monotremata, Tachyglossidae.
AUACAAUGUGCACUCAAGGCCAAGAGUCUUUUGAUGGUUGAUGACUUUUCCAGCUCAGCUGGGGGCAGAUAUUUUAAGCUCUCGAGGAAACGCAGAAACUGGGCAAUUCUGCCGCUGGCGAGCGAGCCGGUUGGUCCUCUACAAGGUGUUUCUCCGCCAGCGGAGGGAGGAGAGGCCCUGCCCACCCCUACGGUCAAUCUGCCAUCCCCCUGCUCCGGCAGCUGGAGCCAAGAGGAGCCGGGGCGCUUGGAGGCUCGCGCUGCAGACCAGCAGACCCUGUCCGCGAAGCCCCCAAGGAUGAAGGCUCUCGCGACUGCCCUGCCGACCGCCCUGCUGACCGCCCUGCUGACCACCCUGCUGUGUGCCGCGCAAGGGGCUGUCAGCAACGAGGUGGGGCCUGACAGGCCGGAGCCUGAGGACCUGGAAGAAGAGGAGAAUUAUGACGACGACUAUCUGGAGUACGAAGCACCGGUGGAAGGAAACAGAGGCAGCAACCUGAGGUGUUACACGUGCGAGUCCCAGCUCAGCAAAGAGUUCUGCCUCAACGACACUCCCUGUCCACCUUCCAGCAACUACUGCAAAACCCUCGUCUCCUCGGGGUUGACAGAUUCUGGGCACCUGACCACCUACUCGAUGUGGUGCGCGGAUGCCUGUGAACCACUGACGAAGACCGUCCACGGGACGUUGGUCAUGGUGAGCUGCUGCUCCAGCAGCCUGUGUGGAGUGGAGGGCCUCGACAAGGAGGAGAGGGACGGGGCUGCCGCCAUGCUCGGGGGGAGUCUGGCCGCCCUGGGGGCCAGUGUCCUGCUCAGCCUGCUUGGGGCAGGGCUCUGAGGCAACGCCGGGUAGAGGGGAACCCCUGCAGCCCCUGUUCACCGCCCCAUCUCUGCAGACCUGGCAUCCCCACCACAGGCUCCAUCCUCCCAGACCAGCUCAUUCUCUCUCCCUGCAUCCCGCAACUCCGCUUCCUCCAUCCCCACCCUGGCGACCCCAGGGUUGACCCGGCACUGGUCCUGGUGGGAUCUGGACAGGCAGGAGUCCGAGGAAUCCGGGAGGCUGGUUUCCCGGGAAUGGCAGCACACGCUCAAACUGACGUGACCCGACGCUCUCCCAGCCCCCCCGCCUCCGCUCCCCAACCACACCCUGGCCGGAGAUGGAGGCAGGGGGAUCGGCCAAGCACCAAGGCCUUUGCUGCAGUCAAUAAAGGUUUCGUUUCUGA